ACUCUCCCACUGACUAGGUUGUUGCCUCUGCUUCUGAUAAACAAUACUACACGAUGAGCAACAAGACAGUUAUCGUCACUGGGGCCACAGGACUCCUCGGCAGAGAAGUCGUGAGAGCCUUCGACCGAGGCGGCUGGACCACCAGAGGUACAGGCCUUUCGCGUGCCGAUGGUGUUUCCAUACUCAGGGUCGACCUGAACAAGCUCGGCGAAGUCGAGUCAGCUCUCGAUCGUGUCAAACCUCAGGUCGUUGUUCACUGUGCCGCAAGCCGAUUUCCGGACAAAGUGGACAAGGAUCCCGAGGGAGCACGUGCACUCAAUAUCCUUGCCUCGAAGUCGCUGGCAAAGCUAUGUGCCGGGCGGUCCAUCCUGCUCAUCUAUAUUUCGACUGAUUACGUCUUUUCCGGCAAGGAAGGUGAGGCUCCAUACGAUGCAGACGCUGCGACAGGCCCGCCCAACUUGUACGGUCAGACGAAGCUGGAUGGUGAGCACGCAAUCUUGGAGGAGUACAAGGUCGCCAACAAGGAGGGGCUAGGCGUUGUCCUGCGAGUGCCAGUCCUCUAUGGACAUGCUGAGACCCCCGAAGAGAGCGCCGUGAACGUUUUGAUGGACACGGUGUGGAAGGCGCAGAAUGAGGGAGCCAAGAUUAAGAUGGACCACUGGUCGCUCCGCUUUCCGACUAACACUGAAGAUGUUGGUCGCGUCUGCCACGAUGUAGCCGUCCACUACCUGGGAACCAAGGACCGCCAGGCGCUGCCCCGGAUACUUCAGUUCUCAAGCGAAGACAGGUUUACAAAGUACGAGAUUUGCCAACUAUUCGGCGAGAUCAUGGGUCUCCCGAUAGAUCGUAUAGACCCCAGCGUGGAGGGCAACGACCCAAAGGCCAGCGUCCAGCGGCCGUACGACUGCCACCUCAAGACAAGUGGUCUGAAGGCUCUUGGCAUCAAUAUUUCCACUCAGGAUUUCAAAUCUUGGUGGAGACGAGAAGUCAGAGCCUUCCGAAUGUGACACCGGGGUCCAGGAUCCGUCGCGGAUGUCUCCAAAAUGAGGGAGAGCUGGAGCCGCGGGACCAUUGCUGAUCGAUUCCAGUCGGGUUGGUUCGUGACCAGAAAUGGAUUCUCGUGACGCAUCGUGACGCGGGAUUGAUUGAUUGGGUUGAGCUGUUCGCUGAUCCUGCAGUGUCUCAGCAAUAUCCAGCCAUCAGGAAUAACAUGCCUACUAUGUAUGGAGUCUGAGUAACACACCCUCCUCCCUUGAUUUAGAUAACUCCAAAUUGGAUUAGAUGUGAUUCCAC
Phialemonium atrogriseum is the source of this 1293-nucleotide messenger RNA. RefSeq names its product putative methionine adenosyltransferase. Gene Ontology annotation, biological process: S-adenosylmethionine biosynthetic process. The transcript is spliced from 4 exons. Gene Ontology annotation, molecular function: methionine adenosyltransferase regulator activity. Gene Ontology annotation, cellular component: methionine adenosyltransferase complex. Lineage: Eukaryota; Fungi; Ascomycota; Sordariomycetes; Cephalothecales; Cephalothecaceae. The record is from RefSeq and is a predicted model, not a curated record. The coding region runs from base 54 to 1007 and encodes 317 amino acids.